AUGUUCUCGACUCUCUUCAGAAUCUUCCUCUUUUUUCUGCUUCUCGACUUGGCUCAAGCUCAAAUCGGUCUUGGUCUGAACACCGGAGUCGGUCUCGACGGUCAGCAUCCAGGUUACGGUGGUCCCAUUGGAAGCGGCGGGAUUACUUCCAAUAUCAACAGUCAAGCAGCAGGUGAACCAUUAUUUUACUACGUUUUUUUAUGAUUAUUUUAUGUUAUAAACAUCUAGAACACCAGCAUAAACCGACUUAUUUGUAAAAAUUUUUAUAGUUGCUAACUUUUUGAAAACUGUUAGAUUAUUUCCUGCCUAACCAAAAAAAAAACUUUUCUCCUGAAAAGUUUCAUAAUUUCGUCAGAAAAAUCAAGACUGUAAAGUUAGAAAAAGUUUUUGCCUCCAAGAAAUCUCCGUUUCUCGGAAAAUUUGAUCAUCGUGUUUCAAAAUGCAAUAGAACUUCAAAAACUAAAUCAAAAAGCCGUUUAAAACACCAUCUAAACUUUCCAAAACUCAGUUUAUGAAUAAAAUCGAUUAGAAAUGAAAAAAAUGAAAAAAAAAAACCUCCUAUUCAUUAUUUCAAAAAAAAAUUAUAGCCUGGAGAGUGGAAACGAGUGAUAGCAAUCAACAUCGUGUAUUCUUUCCUAUCAAAAAUGCCUGAAACACUUCGAUAUUCAAAGACAUUUCAGGGCAAAGCGACACAGCCGGUGGGAUUCUCAGCCGAACUCUUCGAAUUUGA
Messenger RNA from Caenorhabditis auriculariae, 730 nucleotides. Lineage: Eukaryota; Metazoa; Nematoda; Chromadorea; Rhabditida; Rhabditidae. The record is from the annotation of a GenBank genome assembly.